This is a messenger RNA of Charadrius vociferus (killdeer), 426 nucleotides long. It is a transcript of the gene CPSF1, whose product is annotated as cleavage and polyadenylation specific factor 1, 160kDa. Gene Ontology annotation, molecular function: protein binding. Gene Ontology annotation, cellular component: mRNA cleavage and polyadenylation specificity factor complex; nucleus. The record is from RefSeq and is a predicted model, not a curated record. The transcript is spliced from 3 exons. Lineage: Eukaryota; Metazoa; Chordata; Aves; Charadriiformes; Charadriidae. The annotation marks the transcript as partial.
AGAACGUCCACAUCCCGCGGGUGCGGGUGGAUCCGGACGGGCGUUGCGCCGUCAUGCUCAUCUACGGAACGCGUCUGGUCGUCCUGCCCUUCCGGCGCGACACCCUCGCCGACGAGCACGAGGGGCUGGUGGGAGAAGGGCAGAAGUCCAGCUUCUUACCCAGCUACAUCAUCGACGUGCGGGAGCUGGACGAGAAGCUCCUCAACAUCAUCGACAUGCAGUUCCUCUACGGCUACUACGAGCCCACCCUCCUCAUCCUCUUCGAACCCAACCAGACCUGGCCGGGGCGAGUGGCGGUGCGUCAGGACACCUGCAGCAUCGUGGCCAUCUCCCUCAACAUCAUGCAGAAGGUCCAUCCCGUCAUCUGGUCCCUCAGCAACCUGCCCUUCGACUGCACCCAGGCGCUGGCCGUCCCCAAACCCAUCG